CUACCAAAAAGACGUUCUUGUCGAUACGAAGUUUUGUCGCCUGAAACGAAGUUUUUUUUGUCGCCUAAAAAUGCAUGACUAUAAAGAUUAGUUUAGAGAUGCGUGAUUUAAGUGAGAUCUGAAAGACUUCUCAUUAAAUUACUUGUUAAACGCUAAAGAGAAACAGUACAACAGUACUGAAUCUUUGCAUUAAAAUGAGAGUAUUAAUAGGCUCACACGUCAGUCUGAUCGCUGUGAUCUGCUCUAGUGAGAUCUUUCUGGCAAACGGCUCAGCCCCCGUCACGGCUUCGGGAACGUUUCACUUGGCCAAACACGGCGAGUACCAGGCAGUGCCACAACGCGUGAUCGCCUCAUCGGUCGGCCGAUCUAAGCCUCGUUGCUUCACCGAGUGCCUGAAGAAGGAGAUUUGUCGACAGGUUUGCUACGAGAAGACCAGCGGGCAGUGUGUGCUGGAGGAUGCCACCUUAGUCCCGGUGAAUGAACGUGCGACUAUGCCCGGGGCUGCUGGCUGCACUUAUUAUGCCAAAGAAGUGUGCAGCACCACUUACCAGCUCAGCCCGUAUCAGCGCAAGUUCCCAUUGCCUGCCUUUGACGGGGAUGAGGUCGUGUUGGACUUCGCUGUCAAGGCCAGGAAUGCUGCCAUGGUCCUGUUCUCGAACGAUGGCUCGGGAGAGCUGCCGGGCCUUGUAUACGAACUGGUUUUUGGAGUAGGCAGCAGAACCAUCAUCCGAAGGUGCCUGACUUGCAACGUACUGAAGGGGGUGCCAUCAACGGGCGACAUUAGCGAGACGGAGUUUCGUCGCUUCUGGCUGCACUACGACAGAGGCACCUUCAAGCUGGGCAAAUACCAGGAGCAGGCGUACUUGCAGUGGACAACCACCCCGCCCAAUCCCACCAGGUUCAUCGGCUUCGGCGCUUAUGGCAGAGCCCAAACUUGGGUCGUCUAUCACACCUGUCAGUGA
This is a messenger RNA of Patiria miniata (bat star), 962 nucleotides long. RefSeq lists its product as uncharacterized. NCBI's taxonomy places the organism in Eukaryota, Metazoa, Echinodermata, Asteroidea, Valvatida, Asterinidae. The coding region runs from base 195 to 962 and encodes 255 amino acids. The record is from RefSeq and is a predicted model, not a curated record. The transcript is spliced from 3 exons.